Molecule: messenger RNA, 486 nt
Organism: Salvia splendens (bonfire salvia)
Lineage: Eukaryota; Viridiplantae; Streptophyta; Magnoliopsida; Lamiales; Lamiaceae
Exons: 1
Coding region: 1-486 (161 amino acids)
Source: RefSeq, a predicted model, not a curated record
AUGACAGACGUCGCCGUUUCACUACCGCAGCAGCCUCGCGAUCAUCCGAUCCUCCGCCGCCGGAGUUCUAUCCCGUCCUCGAUCGUAGUAGCGCCGCCGAAGCUCAAUCUCCUCCACCACCACAGCUCGUCGACUACGACCUCCGCCACAACGUCUUCGUCUUCCGACUAUCUCGAGCUGCUGUCAAUCAAGCCUAAUCCGAGAAGCUACACCUCGCUGAAGGAUCUCCUCCCGACGACGGCGGUGAACUCGCCGCGGCCGAGCUCCGCACAGGCCGGAUCCGACAUCUGCAUCCGGAACCGCCUCGUGAAGCAGGCGGCUUGGGCGUACCUCCAGCCGAUGUCCACCGCCUCCGGCUCCGUCGACGGCGGCUUCCUCCGCCGUAUGUUUCCGCGCCUCGCCGCCCUGUUUGACCUGGUCCGCCGCAGCGUCGCUCGAGCCAUCAAUUGGACGCUUCAAUUUGUGUGGAUCCGCUGCUCCAGAUAG